Solanum tuberosum (potato) is the source of this 1606-nucleotide messenger RNA. Its product is annotated as peptide chain release factor APG3, chloroplastic. The record is from RefSeq and is a predicted model, not a curated record. The transcript has 15 exons. Gene Ontology annotation, cellular component: chloroplast. Gene Ontology annotation, biological process: plastid translation; translational termination; thylakoid membrane organization. The coding region runs from base 59 to 1321 and encodes 420 amino acids. Lineage: Eukaryota; Viridiplantae; Streptophyta; Magnoliopsida; Solanales; Solanaceae. Gene Ontology annotation, molecular function: translation release factor activity, codon specific.
CCUGUUAUCCAUUCAAGUUUACAGAGCUGCAAAGUACCACGUUGGAGUUAAAAACACCAUGAAUACUCUAGCUAACUCCGGCUUCACCACCGCCGGAAUCUCCACCGCUUGGUCCAUUCAGUUGCCAGUACUACGCCGUUGCUCUGGAUUUUCCAGUGGAGGAUUAGCUUUUAUUCGAGCUCCACCGAACCGUAGUCCUUGUAGAAGAAUCAUCUGCAUGGCGGAACCUUAUCUAAUUAAAAAACUCGAUUCAGCUGAGAAAACGUGGAAAGAAUUGUCGGUUAAGCUUGCUGAUCCAGAUGUGGUCUCAAAUCCAAGUGAAUAUCAGAAGUUGGCGCAGUCAAUGUCAGAGCUAGAUGAAGUCGUAUUAACAUACAGGAAAUUCAAGGAUUGUGAGAAGCAAUUGGAAGAAGCAAAAGCUUUAGCUAAAGAAGCUGGCACUGACGAGGACAUGGCUGAGAUGGUUGCUUCUGAAAUUCAAUCCUUGACAGAGCAAAUCAAAGAGCUAGAGGAGAAGUUUAAGUUAAUGCUCCUUCCGAGCGACCCUCUUGAUGCAAGGAAUAUAAUGCUUGAAGUCAGGGCAGGUGCUGGUGGGGAUGAGGCUGGAAUUUGGGCUGGUGAUCUUGUGCGUAUGUAUGAGAAAUACAGUGAACGGAACUCUUGGAAGUUUGCUCCAAUCUCUUGCUCCGAGGCUGAAAAAGGAGGAUUCAAAACAUAUGUGAUGGAGAUCAAAGGCAACCGAGUCUAUAGUAAAUUGAAAUAUGAAUCUGGUGUUCAUCGAGUUCAACGUGUACCACUAACAGAAACUCAAGGCCGUGUUCACACUUCUACUGCAACAGUUGCUAUCAUGCCAGAGGCUGAUGAAGUUGAUGUGGAAAUUGACCCGAAGGAUAUAGAACUAACAACAGCACGUUCUGGUGGUGCUGGAGGGCAGAAUGUUAACAAGGUGGAGACUGCAGUUGAUCUUUACCAUAAACCAACAGGAAUUAGAAUCUUUUGUACUGAAGAAAGGAGUCAGCUUAAAAACAAGAAUCGGGCUUUCCAACUAUUGAGAGCAAAAUUGUAUGAGAUUAAGGUGAGGGAGCAGCAGGAGUCCAUAAGAAAUCAGAGAAAAUUACAGGUAGGUACUGGUGCUCGGUCAGAAAAAAUUCGGACAUACAACUACAAGGACAAUAGGGUCACUGAUCAUCGGCUAAAAAUGAACUUUCCGCUCAUGACGUUUCUUGAGGGUGACAUCGAGACAGCUGUUCAGUCUUGUUCUACUUUGGAGCAACAAGAGUUACUGCAAGAACUUGCUGAAUCUGCCAGUGCACCUGCAUGAUAAUUUGAGGCCUUUGUUUUCGCUAGAAGUUCUAUUUUUUUUCCUUCGUGGAACACUUCUCACACAAAUCCCGAUGGGUCCUCGGAUCAGCAUUGUUUAAAUGGACCGUAAGGAUAUCAUUCUUGUUAGAAUUGUUGUAAAUCUAGGAUCAGUACAAAAGAAUGAGGAGAUCUAGUGCUAACCAGGAGCUCUCUCAGAUCCUUUUUUGGAACUUGGCUUCUAAAUGUUACAGAACACUUCAACAAGAAGUUCAUUAUUGAAAAUCAAAGUAAUCCUUGUGCAUAA